AUGUGCUCACAACCGCGUUUUCUUGCCUCUUGGCGCCGCGGUGUGCGAGCACAUGACACAUCCAGAUCCUUUACCUUCGGCCUAUCUACCCAAUCCGUUUCAUCUAGCCAGGGACUCCCUUCUGCGAACGUUUCUGUCCUGAGUGGGAACCCUUACGCUACAGCCACCUCUUCUCCUUUGACCCGAAGACACUUCUCCUCCGUUUUUUUGUGCCAUGCGACCCCUGUAGUGGCAAAUGUCGCUGAUGCACUCUAA
Akanthomyces muscarius is the source of this 255-nucleotide messenger RNA. RefSeq lists its product as uncharacterized. The coding region runs from base 1 to 255 and encodes 84 amino acids. Lineage: Eukaryota; Fungi; Ascomycota; Sordariomycetes; Hypocreales; Cordycipitaceae. The transcript is spliced from 2 exons. The record is from RefSeq and is a predicted model, not a curated record.